Messenger RNA from Somion occarium, 1670 nucleotides. The record is from the annotation of a GenBank genome assembly. NCBI's taxonomy places the organism in Eukaryota, Fungi, Basidiomycota, Agaricomycetes, Polyporales, Cerrenaceae.
AAUGUAAACGCCACUAGAGGCCACAUCAGCGCCGUACUAUACGAGCAUCUCUGCGACCAUCACAUACCGGUUUCCUCUUUUGCGUAUCGGUUGGUCAACCAUUGAACUCUUUAGAUGUAACUUCAAAAGGAGCGUCCAUUGUGUUCUCCUACUCUGAUGUUUAAAUCAUGAACUGGUUUAGGCUGGAGCCGACUGCGAUUAAGGUACUACGAUCCACUCGAUGGCAGAAGAUUAACAUCAAUGCAGUGCUGUACGACCGGUGAAACAUAGGCCACCGGUCGAAGCGAGUCCCUGAGCCCUCAAAAGGGUGGCGAUAUGGAUUGUGGUUGACCUUUUUCCCCGCCCAAGCCAUCCUUGACCGCAUCCACAGCAUGUCGAAUACCCAGUUCGUUGCGGUUAGUGAUGACGAUCCCAGCAUCCGGUAUGAAGGUAACUGGGCCCAGCUUCGUGCUGGUGGAGGAUCAGCCCAUGCGACGUUUUGUAGUGCCUCAAGCACUUCAUACAGUUUCACGUUCUCAGGUACUAGAAUCACGGUAGGGGGAGUCCUCCUUCCCCCAAAUGGGACGGCAACUCUCACCUCUACCUAUACCGUUGAUGACUCGCAGCCCGUAACCUAUCGUGCCCCAACGAAUACGACACAGGAGAGCGACAGCGUAGUCUUUUUCCUGUCGCCUUUUUUAUCGGCCGCUCAGCACACGCUUGUUGUCGAUGUCGCGUCCUGUUCAACAGAAAACCCGUACAUAAUCCAAUUGAUUGGAUACAUCCCCACGUCAACAUCUACACUACCAUCUGCGUCGUACAUGCCAACGAAUUUUCCCCUCCCAACGGGUUCCGCCGCCAAUGGAGCAUCCACUAAUGAGUCACAUUCUUCCACUCCCGUUGGUGCGAUCGUUGGCGGUGUUAUCGGAGGUGUAGCACUGCUGGUCAUCACUGCCAUCACCUUGUGGUAUUUCUGUUUCAGACGUGGCCGUGGGCAGCCUUAUUUCUACAAAUCUGCUGAAGCUGGCGACUUGCUUGGCCAAGAGGUUAAACCGUAUGACGGCCCCGGUCCACAAUCCCCUCCCAGCACAGCACCGUCACAAGACCCUUUGUCGUAUUACACACCCACCGUCACCGGUAGCCACUCCCCACCUGCAAGCGAUAUGGGCGGAAGUUCCUACAUACAGAGCGCUUCCAACUAUACCCGUCAAAGUUAUGCCCCGAGCACAGUACUCUCCAUUGCCAACCCAAACGCCGGUCCUGCCGUUCGCGCUAGUCCCAACCAGCCGCCGAGCAAAGCUGCUCAGGCUGGGCUUCUGUCUAUUCCUCAAGAAGCUACGUAUCACGCAGAUUCUGGAGUGCGAUUUGGAGCACCUGGGGAGCCGUCCAGUUCUGGUGCUUAUGUGGAUCCCACAGUCCCAGCCGACAUCCCACCCACGUAUUCAGAGCGGUAGAGUAAAAUGGUGUCAAGAUUGCAUGCUUGUGGUUAUGGCGAUGGCGGUUGUCGAACGGCGUAUUCAUUCUGAAUUGUACUGUAACAUGUCUCUCCUUUUAUCUGCGUCACACGCUCUUUCCAUUGAUAUCGUUCUAUAACUUCUCUAUUCAUAUAUAUCACAUUUGCAGGGCACAAUGUAUACUCAUACCAUAUUCCCGUUCAUUAUAGAUAUUUUUAGUCGACUGACCAAUGUUCU